UCCCCCACUUGAUUCUAUGACCACAAUCUGGCAUGUUACAGUAACAACAUGAAUUGAAUACCCUUGACGAGGACAGGAUGAUGAACAGCAAUGUCAACAUAGCUAAUGCAAGUGGGGUGAUAGCUCUAUACACAAUCACUGCACACAUACACACACACACAUGCACACCCUUUUACAAACAUUAUUACGGAGGUCAAAAAACCAAACACUGCGUGGCUUGCAAUUCAAAGCAGUUUUUCAUUGCAGAAGCAUGAAUGAUAUCACAAUCAUAGGUUUUAGAACUUAUAGUUGAGGUCAAAGAGGGCAGGUAAUUGCAAAAACCAACUUCUACAUUAGAAUACCAUGGGAGUCCAGAAAGCCAAACUACUGCCCAGAAAAAGCUGGUCAC
Messenger RNA from Geodia barretti, 388 nucleotides. The record is from the annotation of a GenBank genome assembly. NCBI's taxonomy places the organism in Eukaryota, Metazoa, Porifera, Demospongiae, Tetractinellida, Geodiidae.